Messenger RNA from Daldinia vernicosa, 973 nucleotides. RefSeq lists its product as uncharacterized. The record is from RefSeq and is a predicted model, not a curated record. Bases 193 to 849 code for a protein of 218 amino acids. NCBI's taxonomy places the organism in Eukaryota, Fungi, Ascomycota, Sordariomycetes, Xylariales, Hypoxylaceae. The transcript is spliced from 4 exons.
UACAGCUUCAAAUUCAUCUCAAGGCAAUAAAACCCGAUCUAUCAUAUACUGUACAAUAUAAGCAUAUUUUUCAAUAUCAGGAGAGAUCUUGGGUUACGGAAUGCUACUGUCUACGCGCAAUGGCUAGGUAUUCUAUCAGCCGUCUCUUUCAUAUCGACCAGGGUCUUCUGGAUCAUCGCAUAUGAUUCUUACAUGGGCUUCCUAAAAUACGGGAUGGUGGUUAGAUUAUUAGAUAUGAUUUUCUUCCCGCUCUGUCUGUUUUUAAUGGAGACGCCUCCUAGCUCUCGUCGCUGGCGCUUGUCCUUCGGCAUCAGUCUGUUGUGGUGCUUCGUCCGUAUGAUGAUUGACCCCAUGUUUUCUGUACCAGUUUUUGUCGGACGAAAUAUACCGACAGCUCUUGUGAUGGUUUUCGGUACUGUUAUAGGGCUAUUUUUAUACAUUUUCACGACUUUACAUAUGCUUUCCAAAGGCGAAUCAGAAGAAUUCUACUCUUGCCGCUCCCGCACACUGUUCUAUGCGGGAUAUACGUUCUCUCUGGCUACGGGGGGCCGCGGAAGACCCUUCGGCCCCCCUUAUACUUGCACUCUAUCGCCUCUCUGGUUCCUUCGCCCGGGACAGGUCUUCGCAUUGGGAUGGUGGUUCCGCGCGUCGCAGUGUGUCGAGUUGGCAGAGAUCUUCUCGGUGCUGGCGGCGCUGGCAUAUUUCGUUGCGUAUUGGGCUGGACACGAGUACGUCUUCACACGAACGCUAGGGGGUCCUGGUGUUGAGCUUAUGCCGCGGGUUAUCACCAGACUGGCAUCACGGGAUGAAUCUAUCGGACAGGAUGAGGGGAGGAUUAUGCUAUCUUGAUUGUAUUGUGCGGCGAUAAAUCGGUUUAAUUCAUACGAUAGCAUUACGACGGCGGAAGAAAAGAAGAACUUUUAUGAGCCAGAAAGGGAAAAACCAAAAAAAAAAAAAAAAAAAAAAAAAAAAA